Molecule: messenger RNA, 2031 nt
Organism: Pecten maximus
Lineage: Eukaryota; Metazoa; Mollusca; Bivalvia; Pectinida; Pectinidae
Product: sacsin-like
Exons: 5
Coding region: 1391-1993 (200 amino acids)
Molecular function (GO): Hsp70 protein binding
Source: RefSeq, a predicted model, not a curated record
GUCAUAGAAAGUCAGUUUCUAGGGAUACAUCAAUAGUCGGGGUCAUAGAAGGUCGGUUUCUAGGGUACACCAAUAGUCAGUGUCAUAGAAGGUCGGUUUCUAGGGAGACACCAAUAGUCAGUGUCAUAGAAGGUUGUUUUCUAGGGUACACCAAUAAUCAGGGUCAUAUGAGGACAGGUGUCUACGGUUACACCAGUAAUCAGGAUCAUAUAAGGCCGGUUUCGGGGGGUACUCAAAUAGUCAGGGUCGUAGAAGGUCGGUUUCUAGGGUUGCACCAAUUGCCAGUGUCAUAGAAGGUCGGUUUCUAGGGGUACACCAAUAGUCAGGGUCAUAAAAGGUUGGUUUCUAGGGGUAUACCAAUAGUAGGGGUCAUAGAAGGUCGGUUUCUAGGGGUAUACCAAUAGUCAGGGUCAUAGAAGGUCGGUUUCUAGGGGUACACCAAUAGUCAGGUUUAUAAAAGGUCGGUUUCUAGGGGUACACCAAUAUUCAGGGACAAAGAGAGCCGGUUUCUAGACGUACACAAAUAGUCAGGGUCAUAGGUCGGUUUCUAGGGAGACACCAAUAGGCAGGGUCAUAGAAGGCCGGUUUCUAGAGGUACACAUAUAGUCAGGGUCAUAAAAGGUUGGUUUCUAGGGUUACACCAAUAGUCAGGUUCAUGAAAGGACGGUUUCUAGGGGUACACCAAUAGUCAGGGUCAUAGAAGGUCGGUUUCUAGGGAGACACCAAUAGUCAGGUUCAUAGAAGGUCGGUUUCUAGAGGUAAACAAAUAGUCGGGGUCGUAGAAGGUCGGUUUCUAGGGAGACACCAAUAGUCAGGGUCAUAGAAGGUCGGUUUCUAGGGGUACACCAAUAGUCAGGGUCAUAGAAAGCCGGUUUCUAGGGGUACACCAAUAGUCGGGGUCAUAGAAGGUCGGUUUCUAGGGGUACACCAAUAGUCGGGGUCAUAGAAGGUCGGUUUCUAGGGGUACACCAAUAGGUCAGGGUCAUAGAAGGUCAGUUUCUAGGGAUACAUCAAUAGUCGGGGUCAUAGAAGGUCGGUUUCUAGGGUACACCAAUAGUCAGUGUCAUAGAAGGUCGGUUUCUAAGGAGACACCAAUAGUCAGUGUCAUAGAAGGUUGGUUUCUAGGGUUCACCAAUAGUCAGUGUCAUAGAAGGCCGGUUUUUAGGGAGACACCAAUAGUCAGGGGUCAUAGAAGGCACAGCUGUACAGUUGAAACUUGCACAUGCAUAUUUCAUUAAAAAAAAAGAUUAGUUUUAAACCUUACUUAGAUAUCCUGGUGAGCGAGUGGGACCCUUUAUGACUCUUGUUAAGAUUUGUAAAUACAAAAUUAUUUAUCUAUAUCAAUAUGUUUAUUUUUAGAUAAAGCAAUGGAUUAGACUGAAGAUCAGACAUGGACCAAAAGGAAGAUCCUCACGGGAGAUCCCAUCGGAAACAUAACAGGAAGCGCAAAACCAGUUCUCCUAAACUGGAGCGGAAGAAGAUUGCUAUCGCACAAAAUGCAAGGGUGGAUGAAAAACAGCCAAAGGAUGGCCGGACAGAGGAUGACUUCCAUGAAAUUACUCAUUCAGCAUGCGGAAGCGAUGAGGAUAGUCAAACUGUCCUAACGGGCUGGUACUCGGAUUCAUCAGAUUCCGACCAUGAAAUGGACCAGCCGUCACUUCUGGAACAGCUUAAGACCAUCCUGGAUAAUUAUCAAGACGCCCAAAUCAUCCGGGAACUGAUUCAAAAUGCCGAUGACGCAAAAGCCACAGAGAUGAAGGUUACAUAUGUAAAAGAUGGUCAGAUGAAUAACCCGCGACAGCACAAGCUGAACGGAUGUUAUUCAGAAUAUUUCAGGUCUCCCGCCUUGUGUGUAUAUAACGACGCAGUGUUCAACAAACAGGACUGGAAGUACAUUACAAGUAUCUACCGCAGCGGAAAACGUGAAGACGCUCUGAAAGUAGGCAGGUUCGGACUCGGGUUCAAGUCAGUGUUUCACAUGACAGGUUUGUAAUUUUUCCUGAGAUUAAUAGUGCCCUCUGAGAUUCUUGC